Plasmodium relictum is the source of this 1905-nucleotide messenger RNA. Its product is annotated as conserved Plasmodium protein, unknown function. The record is from RefSeq and is a predicted model, not a curated record. The transcript has 2 exons. Lineage: Eukaryota; Apicomplexa; Aconoidasida; Haemosporida; Plasmodiidae. The coding region runs from base 1 to 1905 and encodes 634 amino acids.
AUGAUUACGGAAUAUUUUCCUAAAAUUAUUAUUAAGGAACAAAAUUUUUUUCAGAUUCAAAAAAGAUAUGCUUAUUAUAGAUUUCACAAAAGAGUAGGUAAAGGUUCUUGGGUAAAAUAUAUAGAAAGAUAUAAAUUACCUAGAAGUAUAGAAAAUACACAAAGAUUAAUUUUUAAUUAUGAAGCAAGUUAUUCGGAAAAAAAAUUAUCUAGCAGUUGGCUUUGGAAUUUACCUAAAAAAAUUGCAUUAGCUACAACUUCAGAUGAAGUAUUAAAUGUAUGGGUGUACUAUAGACACAAAAAAAAAAAAGCAUAUCACUACUUAAAAGUUUUAAAAAGAUUAGUUGAUGUAGGGAAAUGUUCAACUAGUGAUUGGAGAUUUAAAUUAAUUACUUCAAGAAUACAAAAUAAAAUUAAUACCUUUUUAAAUUUACCAAGAAUUUGUUAUUAUUACGGUAAAUUAAAAGCCACUGCUCAACUGGAAAAUAUUACAAAAAUGUUAAAUCAUAGACUAAAUGAUUACUUACCUUAUCAGUUACUAUUAAUAUUGAAAGGAUUUUCUUUAUGUGAAUUACAAGAUAAGCACCUUUUUAAUAAAAUUAGGGAUUUGUUAAAACCGCAUAUUAAUAUUAUUCCAUUUUAUUAUUUAACUAUCAUAAUUGAAAGUUACUCUUAUUGUUUAAUACAUGAUUAUCUGUUUUUGAAUUUACUAGCAAAUGAAAUAAUUUACAGAAUUAAUUUAUGCAAUAAUAAAUACUUAAAUACAUCAGAUGAAAAUAAUUCAACACAUUUAAAAAGAGAUACUUUAAAUGAAUUAAAUGAAGAAAAUACAUUUAAUAAUUUUAGUAAUGAUUGUAUAAAUGAUUACGAAAACCCUUUAUAUAAUAUAGAAAGCGAACAUACAUUACUAAAAUAUAAACAAGAUCAAUUUAGUUAUUACCCCACUAUGAAAAAUUUAGUUGAUAUAGCUUAUUAUUUUUCUAAUUUAAAAUUUCAAAAUUAUAUAUUUUAUGAUUAUAUAAGUAUGUUUGUAAUAUAUAUGUUAAAAAAUAAUAAUUGCUUAAAUCCAUAUCUUAUAGAGAAAGUUAUUUUAUCUUUUUAUAAAAUUAAAAUUAAUGAUAUAAAACUUUUCGAACAUAUUUUAAAACAUAUAGAUAAUUUCAUUUACGACUAUCCUCCAAGCGUAUUAUGUUCUAUUGGAUGCCAUCUUUCUUCCUUAUUGCCUUUUUAUUAUUCUCCUAUUCAUAAAAUAUUUAAGAAAAUGUUAUUGUCUAUUAAAAACCAUAUAGGUAUUUUAAAUACAGAUUCUUUAUCUAAAUUAUCAUCUUUUGCACAUAAAGCAAAAAUGAAUAAAGAACUGCAAAAAGAAAUUUUAUUUAGUAUAAAUGAACAAAUAAAAAAAAAUGACAACCAGAAUUCUAAAAUUAUAUAUGACCUACCAAGAUUAGCAGAAGUUCUUUCUUUUCAUAAUUUAAUAGAUGCGACAAGUUUUAACAUUUUAUGUAAACAUUUACAUAGUCAUUUAAAAUAUUUUGAACCUUGUGAUUUUAAUAGAAUUGCGAGAACAUUAAGGAAUAUCAAAAAGAAAUUUAAUUUUUGUGAUGAAAAAGUAGUAAAUGCUAUAGCUAGGAAUGUUAUAAAGCAACAUGACUUGUUUCAUGUAAUUGAUUAUCAUCAAACAGCUAAUAUGCUAUUAGAGAUAAAUGCAGUAAAAGAUAUAUAUAAAAUAUAUUUGAUAAAGUAUCACAAUAAUAUUUCUUUUUAUAAUUUUGAUGAAUUAAAAUUAAAUUAUGAAUUACCAAAGGAAAUAAAAAGAUCCUUAUACAGAUAUAAAAAAGGAAGUAUAUACUUUUCAAACAAAAAAAUUCAGCAGGAAUAUCCAUUAUAUAAAUCUAUAGAAGAUUGA